Molecule: messenger RNA, 2357 nt
Organism: Cynoglossus semilaevis (tongue sole)
Lineage: Eukaryota; Metazoa; Chordata; Actinopteri; Pleuronectiformes; Cynoglossidae
Product: nuclear apoptosis-inducing factor 1
Exons: 5
Coding region: 563-1618 (351 amino acids)
Cellular component (GO): nucleus
Source: RefSeq, a predicted model, not a curated record
GUCAGAAAAACAACAUGACUACAUAAAAUGCAAAAUGUAUUACAGUGUUUUGAAAAACUUUGAGCUCUCCAGCAACCUAAGCGUUAAUGAAUCGCCCAACAUCGCAGUUGGACUACUGAGAAGCGUGUCAACAAAGUAGUCACACUUCUGUUAUAAUUGAGUUUACUCAUGACACAGGAUGUUUCAUCGACGCUCCUUCAAAUUAAAACAACUUUUGUUUUGUUUAUAAUAAAGACUAGUUAAACUAUCAGAAGAAUCGCCUUGCUUAAAUAAUAACUGUGAAUGAAACAUACAGAAGGGAGACGCCACAUAAUUACUUAAAACACAAAUAUUAAACUGGUGAAAUAUAAGUCAUCAUCGAUUUUGAAUAACCGGACACAAGUUUGCUAAGCGUUAGCUUAACGCCGGCUAGCUUGACGGUAGCAGUACUGGUAAUAAGGAAGUUAAGCCUCACCUUUUGCGGAAAAAAAUAUUUCUCCACAAAUUUGAAGGCAGAGAAGGUGGACCAGAGUAUACAGGUGACAACAAAGCUUGACACGUGCUGACACUGUGUGUGUGGAGAAUGUCGUCGUCAUCAUUAUACUACGGCAUAGACCACAUUCGCUUCAAGAAAAGAAAAGCACGUUUCAGUUUCAAUGAAGUCCACAAGCUGCUGGAGGAAGUGAGAAAGAAUCGUAGAAUUCUUGUGGGUAAAUACAACCGUGGUGUGCCAACAGAAAUUAAGAAAAUGACAUGGACGGAGAUCACUGCGCAGGUCAAUGAGAUUGGAGAGUGCCAUCGUGAAGUCAUGGAGGUUGUAAAGAAAUGGUCUGAUCUCAAGUGUGACACCAAGAGGAAAGUUGCUGCAAUGCAGUCAGGGAACAUGCUCAGCAGGGGAUUCAACUCACGCAUCUCCCGAGAUCUUAAUCACACAGAACGAUUAGUCCUUCAAAUCCUGGAGAUGGAUGACGAUGACAAAGGCAUGAGUGAAUAUGGCCCAUUGGUAGAUGAUGAUGAUGGAGCUGAGAUCGAGGAAGAGGUUGAAGAGGACACGAUGGAACAGCAGAAUUCACCAAAUGGUGACAUGGGGUCUAUGCCUCCCCCAACCUCUGUUACUACGAGAAAACAGUCAGUGAACUGUGAAAAUACUUUUGAUGUUACAGGAGAGUCGUCAAAUGUUUCCUUUGAUGUGCAAUAUGAAGUACCUCCAACAGAAGAAAAUGAAGCUGCAUUCGGAGACUCCGACUCAGAUCAAAAAGAUUAUAGUCUUCCUUCCAUCCACUCAGUAAAUUCCACAAAGGAUCAUCAAGGGAGCAAUGGCCUACAAAAACAAGGACAGCCUCAGACAGCUCGUGAAGCAUCAGCCUCGAUAGCCUCACAUCAGCCCUCCUCAAACAGCAUGCUACAUAAUGCAACGCUGAGCCUUCAGGAGCAGCACGCUACUAACAUGCUGCUAGAGACGGUUUCACGCUCACUGGAGCUGCUGUCUGAGUCGGUGCAGCAGCUAGCCGAGACCCAGCACGAGUUUGUUCGCGAGUCUUUGCAGCUGCAGCGAGACAUGGUGCAGGUUCUCAGAGACUUCACAGGGGGAGCCAUUGCUGUCAUGCAUGACAAACUGAAUGGACGACCAACAUUAUAGCAACCAGGAGUCAAAGCUGUGAGUUUUGUCACUGACUUUCUACAGUAUAUCUUGUAUAUACAGGUUUUUUUAAGUGUCUUUGAGCUUUACUGCUAACUACUGUUAUUUUUAAUAAUUCUUUACAAAUGUUCCUUGACUUUGUUUGGAAACGUUGGAAAAAUGGUCUCUGUGGGCGCAUGAAUACACAGUGAAAGAGAAACCAUUAUUUGCAAAAUAAAUACUCUUUUUUGCUACUGAAAGUGGGAUUCAUUCCACUCACAUUACAAAAGUUGUUCCUCCCACUUUCAUGUUUUUUGUUGUUCAAAGCCAUGGUUGGUUAAAGCCAUUUGCGUGUACGUUUCUGGAAGUUAUCACAUGUACUGUAAAUGUGAGUGGAUUUUUGCACCUGACCAUUAUAUGGUCCUUUUUUUGUAGGCUCCACAAUCGAUGUACAAAUCAUUAAAAAAACAACAACUAGAAACUGAAUACAUUUAUUAGAUUGGAUUAGAUUUUCUAAUUAGAAGGUUUGAGUAUAAAAUAUUCCGUGAUUUCUUUUCAAAUGAAAUAAAAUGUAUUUAACCAGCCUGCAAAUCUGCUGAGGAAAAGUCAUGAUUUUAUUACAUAUUUGAAAUCUUACAUUAAUCCUAAUAUGUGAAGUCUAAAACAUGUUUCUGUGUCAACCAGAAUAUGUACCCAAUCAUUUAUAUUUGGAAAAACUCAGCUUCUCCACAGGUACUGCAAAUAAAGUCUGGAAACACUA